CGCGUUAUUUCUCCGCUGUAGAGGGAGACAUGGCGACGUCCCUGAUCUGCGGCCGUUUGACGGCUAGCCUGAGAAACUCAGGGGCCAGAAACACUAUCAGCUCCGCUUCAAAGGUCCUCGGCGGUACUUCAGGUCUUCUUGGAGGCCAUGUGUCCCAGGUGCAGCCCCCCCACCUGCAGCAGCAGCAGAGGAACCUGUCCCUUCAUGAGUACAUGAGCAUCGGGCUGCUGAAGGAGGCCGGCAUCGCUGUUCCUGCCGGCAUGGUGGCCAGCUCCUCCGAUGAGGCCUACAGUGUGGCCAAGCAAAUCGGUUCAAAGGACCUGGUGGUGAAAGCUCAGGUUCUGGCCGGUGGCAGAGGGAAGGGGACUUUCGAGGGCGGACUGAAGGGAGGAGUGCGGAUCGUCUACUCGCCAGAGGAAGCUCGAGACAUUUCCUCUCAGAUGAUUGGUCGCAAGCUGUACACCAAGCAGACGGGGGAGGCGGGUCGUAUCUGUAACCAGGUGUUCAUCUGCGAGCGCAGGUAUCCACGCAGAGAGUACUACUUCGCCAUCACCAUGGAGCGCGCCUUCCAGGGCCCCGUGCUGAUUGGCAGCUCUCAGGGGGGCGUGAACAUCGAGGAUGUGGCGGCAGAAAACCCGGACGCCAUCGUGAAAGAGCCCAUCGACAUCGUGGAGGGAAUAAAGAUGGAGCAGGCUGUCAAGGUGGCGCAGAAGAUGGGCUUCCCUCCAGCUCUGAUCAACGAGGCUGCAGAGAGCAUGAUCAAACUUUACAACGUGUUCAUCAAGUACGACGCAUCCAUGGUCGAGAUCAACCCCAUGGUGGAGGACUCAUCUGGCAUCGUGAUGUGCAUGGACGCCAAGAUCAACUUUGACUCCAACGCAGAGUACCGACAGAAGAAGGUGUUCGAGAUGCAGGACUGGACCCAGGAGGACCCCCGAGACCGACAGGCCGCCAAGGCUGACCUCAACUACAUCGGCCUGGACGGGACCAUCGGCUGUCUGGUGAAUGGAGCUGGUCUCGCCAUGGCCACCAUGGACAUCAUCAAGCUGCACGGCGGCACUCCGGCUAACUUCCUGGAUGUAGGGGGUGGAGCCACAGCUCAUCAGGUGACCGAGGCCUUCAAGCUCAUCACCUCGGACAGAAAGGUUCAGGCCAUCCUCGUCAACAUCUUCGGCGGCAUCAUGAGGUGUGAUGUCAUUGCUCAGGGCAUCAUCAUGGCAGUGAGGGACCUGGACCUCAAGAUCCCCAUUGUAGUACGGUUACAAGGAACGAGAGUGGACGACGCCAAAGCUCUGAUCGCGGCCAGUCCGCUGAAAAUCCUGGCCUGUGACGACCUGGACGAAGCCGCCAAAAUGGUUGUAAAGCUAUCUGAAAUCGUCUCUCUGGCUAAAGAAGCUCAGGUGGACAUCACCUUCCAGCUGCCCAUCUAGAAACCUCAAGUCUGGACCUCCUCACCAUGUCCUCCACACCUCUGUCUGUCACAGCGGCUCAUCACUCCUCCCCCUCCAGAAAACAGACUGCAAGAGCCCCCCCCCCCCCCCCCCGCUCCUGAGAGGAGACCGCUCCCCCAGGAGACCAUUAGUUUGUUUUUCUUCCUCUGUGGCAUGAUGGUACGACCGCACACACGAGUUCUCUGUCUCCACCCUACUCAAACCUACAAACUCAUGUUGCACUUGAGUCGAAACGCACAAAACCUUCACCUCUGACUCCCCUCUCCUUGAUCUAUUUCUGGCAGAUCUUCCUCCGCCGUGUUUCAGAAAAUGAAAAACAGCGAGCUAGAGAGUUUUAAUGCUGGACGAAGCGGCUUUCACGCUCAUAGUUUUUACUGUUAUGAGACGGGGCUGCAGAUUAGAGCUGUUACAUGUAUAAGAAGUUAAAGGCAUCAUGAUUAAAGGAUUGUACAAACACACACACACACACACACAGAUUUGCGUGCAUGCCUCUUCAAUGUGUUGUUGCUGAAACAGAAUAAAGAGCAGAUCUGUACCAUCGAAGAAGAACUUUGACGCAUUUAAUCGAGCAAACAAAUCUAGACGAGCUGGAAACACAUACGUCGUCUUUCACCGCGCUGCGUCUCCGUCUGAUAAAAUAAAGAAGAACUCUGCAGCACAGAUUCAAUAAUUACACAGUUCAGACACAGAAAGUGUUUCUCCCUGCAGGCGCCUUCACAUUACUCCGUCAUCCGUCUUCUCCUAAAAGCAGACGUGUUUAUCAGAUUCUCUCACAUCUCUCCUCUUUCUCUCGGCUACCAGAAGGGAACACACACGAGAUCUUUUCUUCUGGUUUUACUGUAAAGCAGAGCUGUGCAGGAGCAGAUAGUUUGAGAUGAACGUGACCAGGGCGUGUUCAAAGAUCGCUGUUUUCUGUACAGACUCUUAUAGGUGAACGUUAGCCACACUAGCAGCUCUGCUAACGCUCUUAGUCCAGCCUGAAAGAUGGAAACAUCUUCCCAUUGAUUCUGUGACCACAUUCCCAUGAGCCUCUUCUGGAUCUAACAAUAUCGUUUAUGGUUUCGAUACCACAGCAACCAAAACUUAAAAGGUUCCAGGCAAUCUCCUGCACAUCGUCUAAAUUACACAAAUAUGUUGGAAGUGUUUGUGAGCCAUAUAGACAGUUUUAAAAAGCUUUGAAAAGCUUAGUUAGCAUCCAGAGUGCAGCGUCACAGAGCAGCUAGUGAUUGAAUACUGCUGAUUACAUAUUUGUUUCUCCAUGCAGAGAAAAUCACAACGUGUUCACAUGACCCCAAAAUGUAUCUGUUUUUUUCACUUUCAAACACAGAGGGAGUGAAGAACUCCAAACUCUGCCUUCUGCAGGUUUAAACACAGAGCGUCUCACUCUGUCGGAAUCAUCCACAAACUAAAUCUGGUCCAUGGCUCAUCGGUUGGAGAUCGUGGCUUGAGGACAUUUUUAACGUUUAGCUUUGAUUUGGCCUCAGAGUUGGUCAAACUCUGCUUUAGUUUUCAGGAGUUCUUAACCGUGUUGGAGGUUCAGUCCGCUCCCAGCAUGAUGGAUAAUAAAGUCCUCAAGCGUGGAGUUAACUUGCCUCGCACUGUCGACCUCUCGGCUUUGAACGAGUCGCUCUGUUAUUCUGAAAUAUCAGACGUGACACCUGUGGACUGUGCUGGAUCGAUCUCUGCUGCAGAGGUCUAUGCCGGUAUUGAUGAACUAUCCUCCAGUUUCAGCUCGUUUUCCGUCUCCCCUGAUGUCUUCUUCUUUUUUUUUAUUCAGUGUUCCCAGAGAAAAACCUCCUGGGAGAGUAAAAGUAUAGUCGACUGAACACCACAUCGCUUUGAUUUCCUGCGAUCUUUCUGUGUUUCUCGCUCUGUUGAUUUCAGACACGGGGGGGGGGGGAAGAGUUCUUCUCUUUUUCUGACUCUGAUGGGUUUUUUUAUGCUGAAUGAGCAGAUGUGCAUCGUAUGACUCCAGGGAGAGACUCCUGCUCCUGCUUAAGUGAAGCAUGCUUUAUGCUGUUUAGAUUCUCGCCGUGUUGGAGGCAGACGAUGUAGAAGUCCUCGUUGAGCUGAACUACUGCAGCACGAGUUGAGUUGGAAGUUUUCCGUCUCUUUUGGAUGUUUGGUGUUACAGAAAAGUGGCCUGUUGGAGACACUGGAUGUUUGUGUUUCUGUGUAUUUAUUGCUUCAAAGUUAAACGGAGUUUUUUGCAGCGUCUGCCGGCCGUGUAUCGUCAGUCUGCCAUCAUGCCACGCCCCGAGGACACAUUUACUCUUUUGUUUCUGAUGCAAUUUCACUUUGGGCCGCUUGUGUCCUCUCAGAAGAACGGUAAAAUGACUGUAGUUGUUUCCUCCUCCUCCUCUUCCUCCUCCUCCUUCAGCGCUCCGAACACAAGCAGACAUUGUGAGUUGUACGUCAUUUAUUAUAUCUUGUAAAUAAUCAAACUGAUGUUCUCGCUCUGUAACAUAUUUAUGCUCCUCGCACGGAGUACGACAAAAAAAUGUUGAAAAAAAUAAAUGCAGAGGACGCCAACUUU
Molecule: messenger RNA, 3987 nt
Organism: Labrus bergylta (ballan wrasse)
Lineage: Eukaryota; Metazoa; Chordata; Actinopteri; Labriformes; Labridae
Gene: sucla2
Product: succinate-CoA ligase ADP-forming subunit beta
Biological process (GO): succinyl-CoA metabolic process; tricarboxylic acid cycle
Cellular component (GO): succinate-CoA ligase complex; mitochondrion
Molecular function (GO): ATP binding; succinate-CoA ligase (ADP-forming) activity
Source: RefSeq, a predicted model, not a curated record